Penicillium cosmopolitanum is the source of this 1383-nucleotide messenger RNA. RefSeq names its product sugar transporter family protein. Gene Ontology annotation, biological process: plasma membrane lactate transport. The record is from RefSeq and is a predicted model, not a curated record. Bases 1 to 1383 code for a protein of 460 amino acids. Gene Ontology annotation, cellular component: plasma membrane. Gene Ontology annotation, molecular function: secondary active monocarboxylate transmembrane transporter activity. The transcript has 3 exons. NCBI's taxonomy places the organism in Eukaryota, Fungi, Ascomycota, Eurotiomycetes, Eurotiales, Aspergillaceae.
AUGAGACCGGCCCCGAACCCAUUUAAGGCUUUGACUCUACUGAACCGCCAACAAUGGCUUUUCUUCGCAGUUGCUUUCGCUGGAUGGACAUGGGACGCCUUCGACUUCUUCACCGUCUCCCUCACAACCUCUCAGCUAGCUAAAGCCUUCGACAAAUCUGUCACAGACAUCACCUGGGGAAUCACUCUAGUUCUAAUGCUCCGAUCCGUCGGCGCUAUCACCUUUGGAAUCGCCUCUGAUCGCUGGGGCCGUAAAUGGCCAUUCGUCGUCAACCAGCUACUCUUCGUCGUUCUCGAGCUCGGUGCCGGUUUCUGCCAAACAUACAAGCAAUUCCUGGCCUGCCGAGCUCUGUUCGGAAUUGCUAUGGGUGGUCUAUACGGAAACGCAGCUGCCACCGCCCUCGAGGAUUGUCCCUCCGAGGCUCGUGGUAUUGUCUCCGGUCUCCUGCAGCAAGGUUACGCCUUCGGAUACCUACUCGCGACAGCAUUUGCUCGGGGCUUAGUUGAUACUACGCCUCACGGUUGGCGUCCGUUGUAUUGGUUUGCAGCCUGCCCGCCUGUUUUGAUUAUUGCUUUCCGUCUUUGCUUGCCUGAGACGGAGACUUUCAAGAGGAGACAGGAGACACGAAAGGAGGUGCGUGGCGGUGUUGCGGCAUCGUUUAUGUCCGAGGGAAAAGUAGCUUUGAAGCGUCACUGGCUUUUGCUGAUUUACCUCGUCUUGCUGAUGGCUGGAUUCAAUUUCAUGUCUCACGGUUCCCAAGAUCUUUACCCUACCAUGCUGCAGAACCAAUUCCAAUUCUCCAAGAAUGCCGUGACGGUAACGCAGGUCGUCGCCAACCUGGGAGCGCUGACUGGCGGCACUCUAUGCGGUUGGGCUAGUCAGAUCUUUGGUCGUCGCUUCUCUAUUAUCGUCAUUAGCAUUGUUGGCGGUGCUCUGCUAUACCCAUACACUUUUGUCACGAGCCAUAACGUCAUCGCAGCGGCGUUCUUCGAACAAUUCAUGGUGCAGGGUGCCUGGGGUGUGAUCCCUAUCCACCUGAUGGAGUUAUCCCCCGGUUCAAUCCGCACCUUUGCCGUCGGCACAGCCUACCAGCUCGGUAACCUUGUUUCGUCAGCCAGUUCGACGAUCGAGUCGACGAUUGGCGAGCGGUUCCCACUGCCACCAACCGCGGAGGCUGCCAAGCGCUACGAGUACGGCAAGGUCAUUUGUAUCUUUAUGGGUUGUGUCUUUGCGUAUGUUAUUCUGAUCACGCUGGCUGGACCUGAGCGUCUGGGUCGUAACUUUGAUGCGGAGCAUGAUGCCGAUUUGGCGGAGGUUGCUGCUCAUCGUGGUAUGGAUCGUGAUGAGAGUGAUCCUGAGAAGGCGACUGCGCGACACAUUUAG